AUGGGCAUUAUUGAGGGAAUUGUCCCAAAUUGGAGCGAAAAUAAUUUCAGCGAUAAGGAUUCUUCAAGUAGUGUAUUAAGUAUAGCAAUAGAGUGUGAUGAAGAACUCUCAGAGCAAGGCGACCUUUCACCAUUAGCUGAGAUUGCUGAGUCGACAAGUGACGAAGAGGCGUGUAGCUCGGUUACAAACUCCAUUACGGCUGUUGGAUUUCAUGCAUCCACAUCAACAAGUUGUACAACUUCAACAGAUAGAAUGAGUAACGGAGAGCGUAUUCCUCGUUUAUCAGUUGGACCAUAUCAACAAAGGCCGCGUCCGAUUCUGAAUGAAAACUCAUUGAGCGGUUAG
Messenger RNA from Dracunculus medinensis (Guinea worm), 345 nucleotides. Lineage: Eukaryota; Metazoa; Nematoda; Chromadorea; Rhabditida; Dracunculidae. The record is from the annotation of a GenBank genome assembly.